This is a messenger RNA of Trematomus bernacchii (emerald rockcod), 2093 nucleotides long. It is a transcript of the gene neil3, whose product is annotated as nei-like DNA glycosylase 3. Lineage: Eukaryota; Metazoa; Chordata; Actinopteri; Perciformes; Nototheniidae. Gene Ontology annotation, molecular function: DNA-(apurinic or apyrimidinic site) endonuclease activity; zinc ion binding; damaged DNA binding. The record is from RefSeq and is a predicted model, not a curated record. The transcript is spliced from 10 exons. The coding region runs from base 98 to 1846 and encodes 582 amino acids. Gene Ontology annotation, cellular component: nucleus. Gene Ontology annotation, biological process: base-excision repair.
GCGGGGAAUCAAACGACAACAUACUUUUAUAAUCCUUUCAUGCGCGGACUGGAGGACACUUUUACUGUUACAUUGGUUUUAAUAUCUGAUUCCGAAGAUGGUUGAAGGUCCGGGGGUUACAUUAAACGGAGAGAAAAUCCGUGCAAAAGUUCAAAAAGGACAAAAGAUUAAGGAAAUCAAAGGCAGUUUGACAACAUCCACCAAACAUAACUCCGGGGGAAAUGCCUUCCAGAGGUUUCAUGGUUGUUCGGACACCGGGGUUGAAACGCUUGGCAAGGAGCUCUUCAUGUACUUCGGUGCAAAAGCUUUGAGAAUCCACUUUGGUAUGAAUGGAUCAAUGCGUCUAAACCCUGCCGUGAGGAAGGAGAGGACUGGCUCCGUACCCGUGCUGGAAGUACACUUGACUAACGACACUGUGUGCUUCUUUGACAGCACUGUGGAAAUAAGGUUGACUGAGGACUGUGAGCAGAGGGUGAGGGCUAUGGAGAGUCUGGAUGUGUGCUCUCCAAAGUUCAGCUUCUCCCGCUCCGAGGAGGCAGUGAGGAGCCAAAGUAGCAGAAUACUCUGUGACGUUCUCCUAGACCAAGCCGUCAUGCCGGGAGUUGGCAACAUCAUUAAAAACGAAGCCCUGUUUGACUCGGGCCUCCAUCCAGCCGUGAAGGUUAAACAGCUGACAGACGAGCAGAUCCACCACUUGGUCAAGAUGACACGGGAUUUCACUCUUCUGUUUUACAAGUGUCGCAAAUCUGGCUCUCCUCUGUACAAACAUUACAAAGUCUACAAGCGUCCCCAGUGCGGCCAGUGCUCUCGAGCCAUCACGGUCUGUCGUCUUGGAGACAACGGCAGGAUGACUUACUUCUGCGAGAGCUGUCAGACGGGUGAUCCCAGCCAGGUUGAGCUCAGUAAGCUCCCGGUCAGAAACAGUUUGAUUGGCUGGGUCUCCAAUGAGAGAACCAAUGAUUGCGUGGCUAAAAAGGAGGAAGAGGACUGGGCCUGUCAGCUGUGCACGCUCAUCAACCAGCCGACGGCCAAGUCCUGUGACGCCUGCUUCACUCCCAAACCUGAGGUCCACAAAGAUGGCACUAACACUGAGGCAACACCCUUCACCACUGAUUUGAUUAAAUACCCCUGCAAUGCCUUCACAAAGCCACAAGAGGAGCUCAAAGUCAACUGGAGGUCUGCAUUCGGGACUUCCACCCUUGUUUUCUCUGACUUGAGCAAGAAGACAAAGCCUGCAAACUCCCCUCUCUCUUCAGCCGGGAGUCAUUUGAAUUCCUUGCCGGCAGAGCGGGGUUUAUAUAAAUACAGCGUCUGCCAGGGGACAACAAGCCCCAAUUAUGCCUCUGGUGGCUGGCAGAGGAAAAGUGGCGAGCUCUCCAACGGGGAGUCGCUGGCCUCCUACAGUCACCCAUCCAAGAAAAUGAGAAUUGAUCACAGUCCCUUUCCCAGUAACAAUGCUCAAAAUGGGGCCCCCAACCCGAGUAAGCGUAAAGUAGAAGCGACAGGCCGCAGCCCUUCCACUUCUUCCAGUCCCAGCGCCCCUUGUUGUGCAUCCCACAGUCGUCCAGCCGUCCUCAGAGCGGUCCACAAGGAGGGGGAGAAUAAGGGACGACAGUUUUACUCCUGCUCGUUGCCCAGGGAGACCAAGUGCAACUUCUUUGAGUGGGCUGACACACACUUCCCCUCCUGUCAGCACGGGAAGCGCUGCUUAAUGAGGACGGUUCUGAAGCUGGGACCAAACAACGGCCGCAACUUCUACACCUGCAGCCUGCAGAAAGGGAAGCAGUGUGAAUUCUUCAAGUGGGCAGAGAAGGGACCGGGGAUAUCCAUCCUCCCUGGUUGUUAAUGUGUUUUAGCAGUGCAAUACUUCUAUAUUCAACCCUGUGGCAUAUAUGUUUAGGUAUCCCUUCAUUAGCUUGCUAAAGUUAGCAGAUUUGCAAAUUAUAUUUUAACAGAGAAUUUCUAUCAAUGUUGUAAGUUCAGAUCAUGCCCAAACACUUCAGUUAGUCCAAAAAUGUUGUACCUAUAUUUGUAUGUCCUAUUGUUGUCUGUGUGUUUCACAAGAAAAAUAAUAAAGAAUCUAAACAAACAAA